GGCGUUGUUCGACAAUAGCCAAGGGAAAGGAAACAAAGCAGAUGGCAGAAAGUGGUUCAAGGCUACCCCGGUUGAAACGAUGCCUGAUCAGGCGGAUGGGCCAACGGGAAGAGCAUGGAGUGGCUGCUUCCACCCUCCAGGAAUUGAAGAUGAAAGCCUGCCAUCUGCUAGCAAUUGGCUUGGCCUCCCAGCCUGUCACUUUGGUUCUGGCUGAAGACGGCACCAUUAUAGAUGACGACGAUUACUUUGGGUGUCUCCCCCCGGACACCAAAUUUGGGGUGGUAGCCAAGAAUGAGCAAUGGACCAGCACAGGUGAGGGCACAACUUGGCUAGGGGAAGAGAUGACGAACACGAAUGAAGUGGACAGCGGUGGGGAAAAAUGGAAAGUUUUGGCCAGGCAGUUGAAGAAGGACCUAUCUACCAUCGUUCUGAUGUCUGAAGAAGAUCUCCAGGCACUCGUUGAGGUUCCGUGUUCAGAUCUGGCUCGGGAACUUUCGGAGAAUCCGCUCCAAACCCAAAGGUUACAAGCGACCCUUCAGGAGACCCUGGAUAGACGGGAAGAGGAGCGACGAUCCCGUCAGCUUCUGGAACUUUACCUGCAGGCAAUAAAGAAGGAGGAUCAGGCUACGUCCACGGCACAAGUUUCCACCCGUUUGGAGAAGUACUGCCUAGUAACCAAGGAAGGAUGGAGCAGCCAUGUUAAUACCAGUGCAUCAGAAGGAGAGGAAAAAUCCGAGGGAGGAACCGAUACUGUAGACAUGGGGAGCAGCGGCCCACUCGAAAGGACUCGGCUGAGUGUCCGCGUCGUUACUGUGCUGAAAGAAAAGCCUGCCCCAGAACUCAGCCUGGCCAGUCAAGACUUAGAGCUGGUUUGCAAAGAAGAUUCAGAAGGUCUUUCUCAGGCCCUACGCUGGGACAAACACAAGACCGAAGCCUUAAAGGAGGCGUGUGGCCAGGAGCUUUCAAGGCGACGGCAGCAAUUUCACUCUCUAAAUUCACUGAGGAGCAUCUCCAAAGGAAGGAAAAAACUACCAGAGCCUCAGGAACGGUUGAGUUCUAAACGCAGGAAGUAAGAAGCCCUGGGAGUCGGGAAUUUUUGAUGGAUUAAUCACCUUUUUUUUGGUUUUUCAUGAAUGGUAAAAUGUCACCUCUUUUCCAACCAACCAAUGAAAUAUAAAAGCAAAAGGCAUUUGAGGACUCUGUCGUACCUCACUUCACCAAACUAUUUGUUUACAGGAGGUGCUAGUCCAAGACAAAAGUAUUUUACCUUUUUAACCUUUGAAGAUUUAUGGUGUAUAUCGAAAUACAAAUUCAAAAUGGUGUUUUGAAUAAGGCCCUUUCUUUGAUGCUUAAAUAUAGGAUUAUGAAAUUUAUGAUUAUGAAAUAUAGGAUUAUGAAGCUGCCAAGAUGCAGAAUUUUACCGAAGGACCUCUCCUGCUUUUAAAUUAUUGUUAAUUUUAUAGGGAUUAUAUAUAUUUAUAAAAGUAUCUGGAGCAUGUGGCUUUGAAUAUGAACAACUGAUAAUGGAUAUAGGACCAUGUUAAUGAUUAUAUUUUGGUGGGGGGAACCCACUUAUAUUUAAGAAGUAAAGGCUUUGUGUUAUUGGCUACCAUUUUGACUGCUGAUUGAGCAAUUAAACUUCAAUAUUACAUAGGCUUGCUAUAAUAAUAAUAUCAGAGUUGGAAGGGACCUUGGAGGUCUUCUAGUCCAACCCCCUGCCCAGGCAGGAAACCCUACACCACUUCAGACAAAUGGCUAUCCAACAUUUUCUUAAAAAUUUGUUGGAGCAUUCACAACUUCUGCAGGCAAGUUGUUCCACUGAUUAAUUGUUCUAACUGUCAGGAAAUUUCUCCUUAGUUCUAGGUUGCUUCUCUCCUUGAUUAGUUUCCACCCAUUGCUUCUUGUCCUGCCUUCAGGUGCUUUGAAGAAUAGUUUGACUCCCUCUUCUUUGUGGCAACCCCUGAGAUAUUGGAAGACUGCUAUCAUGUCACCCCUAGUCCUUCUUUUCAUUAAACUAGGCAUACCGAGUUCCUGCUCUUGGGAUAUGUAUUCAAGUAGGAAAGCCCUCCAUAGUAAUUUGUAAAAGUAGCAGUAAUUUGUAAAAUAAAACUGAUAGUCAAACAGUCGUGUUUUUACACACACACACUCACACACACACCAAGGUUAAAUCCAAAUAUAUUGGUCUCUGACUGAACCAAGUGUGUCCACUGAAGCACUAAGUAAGGAAUUCAUCUAAAACCACAUGAGAUAUUUCACUCUCAGUUGAAGGCAGCACAAAGGUUAGGUACAUGUAGUAAUAUUUUAUUUCAGCAUAGAACAAUUGUAUGGGGAAACAACAAAAGACAAAACAAAACAAACAGGAAAGACAAGACGGCACACAGCGUUCUUAGCUUGCCCAUAAGCCUGUUUGUGGAACUCUUUAAAAAUGCCUUACAAUCUUUUGUGUUUU
This is a messenger RNA of Ahaetulla prasina, 2449 nucleotides long. It is a transcript of the gene DFFA, whose product is annotated as DNA fragmentation factor subunit alpha. NCBI's taxonomy places the organism in Eukaryota, Metazoa, Chordata, Lepidosauria, Squamata, Colubridae. Gene Ontology annotation, biological process: apoptotic process; regulation of apoptotic process. The coding region runs from base 42 to 1073 and encodes 343 amino acids. The transcript has 7 exons. The record is from RefSeq and is a predicted model, not a curated record.